This is a messenger RNA of Orussus abietinus, 2869 nucleotides long. Its product is annotated as regucalcin. Gene Ontology annotation, biological process: L-ascorbic acid biosynthetic process. Gene Ontology annotation, molecular function: calcium ion binding; enzyme regulator activity; gluconolactonase activity. Bases 277 to 1248 code for a protein of 323 amino acids. Lineage: Eukaryota; Metazoa; Arthropoda; Insecta; Hymenoptera; Orussidae. The transcript has 6 exons. The record is from RefSeq and is a predicted model, not a curated record.
UGCUGGCUUUGCAUGCCGAGCGAUAUAAGCACAUAUGUUUGGAGAAAGACCGCCACGCGGACGUGGGUCUUAGUCGUCUUGUUCGCGGUUUUACCCGUUUGACCGUUAUUUUCACAUCUGCUGAAAGAGGGACACUUCAGCUGCGGACGCGGAAGAGACCUUGACAGUGAACGUCUACGUGCCAAGUGCUCCAGUUUUUAAUUGCAGCUUCUGAGACUUAAUCCAACAGUCCGGGAGUGAACGAGGAGAGGGGACCGUCGAGAAGCGAUCGUCAUCAUGCUCCGAGUGUACGUGCUGGCGAGUGUCAUUGCACUUGGGCAAUGCUUCACGUCUAAGCCAAUAUCGAGCCCGGUAUUACAUGGGGAAGGUCCACACUGGAACGCGGAAAAUCAGAUCCUUUAUUUCGUGGACAUUGCCGGAGGCACGAUUAAUCUCUAUGACCCGAAAACCGGGGCCCACAACAGUACAUUGAUAAACGGUGAACCCGUAACUUUCGUGAUCCCCGUGGAAGGAACCACGGACGAAUUUGUCAUUUCUACUGGAUUGGACGUCAGGGACGUGUUUUGGAAUGGCUCGAAUAAUUCGACCGCAAAUAGUUCCAUCAUUUAUUCGGCAUUGCAGAAGCCUGACGGGUCCAGGUUCAACGAUGCCAAGGUUGACAGAACCGGCAGACUUUGGGCUGGUACAAUGGGUCCAGAGCGAGUGCCCAAUGUGAUAACGGAAAGAACGGGCCAAUUGUACAGUGUCACCCCGAGUACUGGGAUAAUAUCGCACUUGAAAAAUCUGUUGAUUUCGAAUGGCCUGGCUUGGACCGAGGAUGGCAAAACCAUGUAUUACAUCGACUCUGGGGACAAAACUGUGGACAAGUUUGACUUCGAUGAAUCGGCCUGGGAGCCACUUAGUAAUAGAAGGACGGUUUUCAACUUCACGGAAAAAGGAGUCAACGGGGUUCCCGAUGGAAUGACCAUCGACACUAAUGGGAACUUGUGGGUUGCUUGCUACGGCGGGUACCAGGUGAUCGUUAUUGACCCAAAGAGCGGUACAUUAUUGAUGUCGGUUCCAAUUGGUGCCGAGCAAGUAAGUUCUGUUACUUGGGGUGGCCGCAACUUGGACGAGCUGUUCGUAACUACAGGACGAAGGGCUCUAACGAAUGAGCAAUUGAGGGCUUAUCCGGACAGUGGGUCCACGUUUCGAAUAACUGGCCUUAAUGUAAAGGGUUAUCCUGCCCACAGUUACAAGUACAUCUGAGCGAUGGAUGAAGUUGCCGAUCGUCCGCGUUUACAACGGGAACAGGAUGGUGGCCACUCCCUUAAUUUAAUUAAUUUAAUUAAUGCGUUAUUUAUGCUUGUAGUACUUAGACGCUUAAAUGCCUAUCUGGGUCUAUCUUGAAUUCGUACUUCGGUUGGGCGAAGUCCGAACAUUAUCACGCUGGGCACUGACCUGUGGACGAUGCAUGUUGGGCUCUUCGAAUUAGGAAGCCGCCGUGGUAGAAAACAAUGAAUGCCAUUAUUGUAUUUCAGCCGGUCCAUUCCGGUGCGCGUGCCAGCGGGUUCGCGCUGUAGGAAAGUGCAGGAGGGGGCCAAUUAUUUUAAUGACCUUUAACUCAGCUGGAUAAAGGCAGGAAGUGGGGAAAUCGCGAGCGAUCGGUUACGAGCCGGUCGAACCCACCGGGUAAAAUAUAUUUGGCACCGGAGAAUGGGUCCAUUGUGCGAAUGUCCGUUUUACCACCGCUCUCUGGUUCGUCGGAUCCUUUUUCUCCCUCCUGUCUGGGGAUUUACACGGGGCAGAAGAGACGCGCGAUUUAUAUCUGUAAUGGAGAAAGAUGUUUCAGCUCAAGUCGUCCUUGCGUGUAUAAAAUCGCGUUCCAGGGAACUCUUCCAUAUAUUUUCUUUUUUUUUACCCCGCGGCCGAUAUCGAUAAAGUGUCAAUUUAACCGCUCGGCCGUCGAGGAACUCGUUACUUCGUGACCGAUUCGGGCCAUGCUUUAAGAUUAAUUCCCGUUGUCGCUAUUAUCGACGCAGGGAGCCAGAAUUCCCCUGAAAUUACUUCCUGCGAAUUUAUCGCCGAUUUACGGAGAUUCACUCCGAUCGGGGGCAUGCGCUUCGCCGGUUUACUGCCGCUCGCGGAUUUAGCCGUUUGCUCGGUUCGAAACGGCAAGUAUCCUGCUUAAUUUACGAGCCGCAUACCGUCGACGUUACGCCAGUUCUUCCGUGUAACGAUCGCGGCUUAAAGAAGACGCAUGGCUCCUACAUUUCGCAGAUUUGUGCGUGCGCGCACGUGCGGCGACAGUAAUUAAAUGUCUACGAGUGCCUCGUAGAUCCCUCCACCCGCGGCGGACCGAAGGAAAAUUCGUUAAAGGGUCUCCUGAUCACCAUUAUUCAUAGACGUCAUCCCCGAAAGUGGAUUGCACUUUUCUGGGACGUCCAAGGGAACGCGUAUCGGUCGAGAGGCGCUUUCUUUUAACGCGAUACGGUUUACAUUACCAAUGGAGAUGGAGACAAUACUCGAGAGUGGUCGGCGCUCCAUUUUCGCGAAUCGAGGGAACGUUCGAAUUUUUCGCGACCUUUCGCUCGCCGGCCGUGGAAGUGGACCAUUUUCCGAACCGACCGCCGGCCUCGCCAGAACAUUGGGAGGGGGUGGAAAAAAAAAAAAAGAGAAGAAGUGGCAAAUGAAAAUUUCUCGUUACGCGUUUCGCCGGCCCGGCAGGGCAAUCGCGAAACAGCCGAUGCCGCUGGAUUUCCGUAAUCAAGGGCAUUACCCGAAACUCGAUUGGAUUUCAAUUCCAGGGGAAAUCAUUGACAUCGUUAAUGCGCCGAGGGAUGCGCGUAAUUUCAAUAGGUCGUUAUCGAAAUAAAUGAAAUGCCUCGGA